Messenger RNA from Aphanomyces invadans, 363 nucleotides. RefSeq lists its product as hypothetical. Bases 1 to 363 code for a protein of 120 amino acids. The transcript is spliced from 2 exons. The record is from RefSeq and is a predicted model, not a curated record. NCBI's taxonomy places the organism in Eukaryota, Oomycota, Saprolegniomycetes, Saprolegniales, Verrucalvaceae.
AUGGCCCUCCUUGUGCAGGUUGUGCAUUUCAUGUUUGGACCAUCCUUUACCGCCGUCACCAUUCGCGUAAAAGACGGACUCAUCGUGUGCGACCCACACAAUUACUGGCUGGUUUGCAUUGUUGGGGGGGGGGUUCCACAGCCGCCAUGUCUGGACCUCUGUCGAAGGCGCACUUCCAACUACGCGGCGUCGCUCAUCGUGUCAUUGUUGCGAAUGAGCUUCACGGCUGCGGUCGUGUUGAACACGGAGUUCACGCCCCCGAACCGGCUGUGUUCCAUCGACACGAGCAACUUUGGCUUGGAAUUCUCUGGCGAAGUGCCCGUCGAUGUGACGAUGUGGUUUUUUUUUCAAGUGAUCACGUGA